Messenger RNA from Halichondria panicea, 1797 nucleotides. RefSeq names its product zinc transporter ZIP6-like. NCBI's taxonomy places the organism in Eukaryota, Metazoa, Porifera, Demospongiae, Suberitida, Halichondriidae. Gene Ontology annotation, molecular function: monoatomic cation:bicarbonate symporter activity; zinc ion transmembrane transporter activity. Bases 183 to 1631 code for a protein of 482 amino acids. Gene Ontology annotation, cellular component: plasma membrane. The record is from RefSeq and is a predicted model, not a curated record. Gene Ontology annotation, biological process: intracellular monoatomic cation homeostasis; zinc ion import across plasma membrane. The transcript has 9 exons.
CAUUGUAGCCUUUGCAUUGUAGCUAUGGUAAUCUUACACUCAUUGAAUGUACAUGAAGGUAUGUAGCACGUGCAUUCUUUGUAGCAUUCUUUGUAGCAGCUAAAUGCAUACCGGUAGCUUUAUUGUCAGAAGAGUAGCUAAUCAAAGAGCAGCAACCAUUACCAGGGCUGGCAGUGGCUGGCAUGGACUUCCUCCAAGUGAUGUUGCUAACUCAAUACCUCCUGCUCCACCAGUAUGCUCACUCCACUCCACUGGCUGAAGAGAGAGAAGGAAAUCUCCUUAUCAAACGAGCAAGCCUCACUGAAGAACAUGAUAAUAAAUGCGCUAUAGCGGGUGACGAUGUACUACACAGUGUUACUGAAUUGGUUAAUGAGAUGUCACUACCUGGACUGAAUAGAAGUGUAUGCUCCACGUCAGCUACACAAGGAAACCUAUCCUGCACAGAGCUCUACCAUUUUGUCAAUCAGGUGCUACUAAGGCUAAAUGUGACUACUGAGUGUUGCCUUGAAAAUGGGACACAUUGUGGGGACGAUCACGACCACGACCACAUGUCAAGCACUGCAGAAGUUUAUGGUUACGGCUUCCUAAUGAUACUGGCUGUGAGUGCAUGUGCUCUACUCGGUGUUCUCGCACUCCCUCUGGUGAGGAAGAAAUCUGGAGUUGGACAGCUGUACAAGUACUUCUACUCACUCAUGAUAGCUAUGGGAGCUUCAGCUCUCUUCUGUGACGCUGUACUCCAUCUUAUACCACAAGCGUUUCAUCUCCAUGGUCACUCAGGGGAGGAGGAGGCUGGUGCUGAAGAGGAUCAGUCGUUCAUUUGGAAGGGCAGUGUUAUCAUCGCUGGCACUUAUUUCUUCUUUCUGUUUGAGACCAUCCUCCAUUCUCGUACAGCUCACCGCCAUACGCAUGAGGGUGAAACUGUAACAGGGAAAAUUGACAACAAGGAAGCUGACACAUCUUCAGUACACAGUAAUGAUGGUCUGCUCACUGACACUGACACUGAGAAGCGUUAUGGAGGAACUGGUAAACAUGAGGGGGGCAAAGAGCAUACAGAGUCUGUGAAAACAGAAGAGCCACAAGUUCGAGUCUACACUGCUAUGGAUACAAACUGUUUUGCAAGGACAGUGCAGUAUCUGUUCAAAAUGAAACCUCUAGCCUGGCUCAUCAUAUUUGGAGACGCUAUCCACAACUUUGCUGAUGGUUUGGCUCUGGGGGCAGCCAUUGCUCAGAGCCUCUCUCUUGGAGUCAGCACUAUGAUCGCUCUCAUCUUCCACGAGAUACCUCACGAACUAGGUGAUUUUGUGAUUCUCCUGUCUACUGGGAUGCGAUGGCACACUGCACUCUUCUUUAGUCUUGUUUCACAAAUCACCGGGAUUGCCGCUUUCUUUGUGGGCGUGGCUAUCAGUACAACCAGUGAGGAUGCCAACGGUUGGAUACUGGCCGUGGCAGCUGGGAUCUUCCUCUAUAUUGCUCUCGUCGAUUUGCUUCCAGGAUUAAUUCACAUAUCUGACAAGGGUUGUGUUUGGUGGGGGAGGUUUGCCAUGAUCAACCUCGGAUUCACGCUCUCCUUUAUUGCUCUUCUACUGUUGGCCAUCUUCGAAGAUGAACUAAAUAAACUCAUCUCAUCGUAGCACAUUUCAAAUUUUAAUUACAUAUUGUUUUUGAUUCUCCUGUUUUCAUGAUUCCUUAGGAGACACACAUACUUGCAAAUGUGUGUGUGCCAUGUCCCUUGGUGUGAAUUUUGUGUACACCGUUAUAUGGCUGUGAUGUCAUACAUUGUUACAUAAUCGAUAAUAA